Messenger RNA from Penicillium odoratum, 846 nucleotides. RefSeq lists its product as uncharacterized. Bases 1 to 846 code for a protein of 281 amino acids. Lineage: Eukaryota; Fungi; Ascomycota; Eurotiomycetes; Eurotiales; Aspergillaceae. The transcript has a single exon. The record is from RefSeq and is a predicted model, not a curated record.
AUGGCGCUCCCUUCUUUCACCCGCGUCAACAAAAUUGUGUCCAUUCAGGAUCCUGCAAGUGAUGUGUCACCUGCAGCCGACGGGCUAAGGUCCAGCAAAGUUCUUCCUGGUGCCUCGCCACAGACAAUAUUGUUCCUCUCCUGGGGCGAUGCGAAGUUUCGCUACAUCGAAAAGUACACCACCCUAUACAGGGAACUCUACCCUGAAGCCAGGAUCAUUCUCGUCGAAGCCGGCGUAGCAGAUUUUUUCUGGCGGCCAGAGCACACCCAGCGCAAUUUAGUGGAGCCAGUGGUGAAGAUGUUAAGUGAAUUGGCCGAUGAUACCCUCCUUGUCCAUUUGAUGUCAAACGCCGGGUCAAAGCGAUGGGCCACAAUCAACAAACUGUACUUUGAAUCAACUGGGCGUACUCUGUCUAGCUCCGCGACCAUUCUAGACAGCGCACCCGGGCGCACUCAUUUUGAGCAGACGUGGGCUUCGGUGCUACCAGCCUUGCCCCGUGCAUUUCUACCGAGGAUUCUUCUGGGCUUUAUUUUCGGCACUGCUUUGUGCGUAUUGCAUCUUGGAAAGCUUAUUCUCCCUGGACCAGAUGUAUAUGAGUCAGUGAGAGCUGAGAUGAACGACAUUGCCGCCACAGUUAAAGGGACCAGAUGCUAUAUCUAUUCUGAAAAUGAUAAAAUAAUUGGAUGGGAAGACGUGGAGGAGCACGCUAAGGAUGCCCAGCGGAAGGGCUGGUCAGUGGAGCAAGUGAAGUUCCAGGGGAGCACACACGUUGGGCAUCUGAAGCAAGACCCAGAAAUGUACCGACAAGCGAUUAUGAGGACAUGGUUUAGAAGUUCGAAAUUGUGA